AGCGAAUCCUUGUGAUCGGGAUAAUAAAAACAUGGAUAUGAAAUUAAAAAUAAAAUAAAAUAAAUUAAAAGGAAGAUAUAUUAACGAGGUUUCUGGGAAGCAAAGGCCCUCAGGAGCUUCCGCCUUACUCAGAGUGUGGAGCAGGAGGAGAAACAAGAAAAGGGGAAAAAUGGACUAUAUGAAUGGACCAGGGAGACACCAUCUUUUCGUACCAGGACCAGUGAACAUACCGGAACAGGUGAUCCGGGCGAUGAACAGAAACAACGAGGAUUACCGUUCACCAGCCAUCCCCGCACUUACAAAAACGUUGUUGGAGGACGUGAAGAAGAUAUUCAAGACAACAUCUGGGACACCGUUUAUGUUUCCGACUACUGGUACUGGUGCUUGGGAGAGUGCCUUGACUAACACGCUAUCUCCCGGAGAUAGGAUCGUCUCGUUUCUGAUAGGGCAAUUCAGCUUGCUGUGGAUUGACCAGCAGAAGAGGCUAAAUUUUAACGUUGAUGUGGUGGAGAGUGACUGGGGACAAGGUGCAAAUCUCCAAGUCUUGGCCUCAAAGCUCUCACAGGACCAAAAUCAUUCCAUCAAAGCCAUUUGCAUUGUCCACAACGAGACCGCGACUGGAGUCACUAAUGACAUCUCUGCUGUCCGAACCCUCCUCGAUCACUACAAGCACCCGGCUUUGCUGCUUGUGGACGGUGUCUCGUCCAUAUGUGCGCUUGAUUUCCGAAUGGAUGAGUGGGGAGUGGAUGUGGCCUUGACCGGAUCUCAGAAAGCUUUAUCUCUUCCAACAGGACUUGGUAUUGUGUGCGCCAGUCCAAAAGCUUUGGAAGCUACCAAAACCUCAAAAUCCCUCAAAGUCUUCUUUGAUUGGAAUGACUACCUCAAGUUUUACAAGCUCGGUACAUAUUGGCCAUACACACCUUCCAUUCAACUCCUUUACGGUCUUAGAGCUGCUCUUGAUCUUAUCUUUGAAGAAGGACUUGAGAAUGUCAUCGCCCGUCAUGCCCGUUUGGGAAAGGCCACACGGCUCGCGGUGGAAGCGUGGGGGCUGAAAAACUGUACACAGAAGGAGGAGUGGAUAAGUAACACAGUGACAGCGGUCAUGGUGCCGCCAAAUAUAGACAGUACUGAGAUUGUGAAAAGGGCGUGGAAGAGGUACAACCUUAGUCUUGGUCUUGGUCUCAACAAAGUGGCUGGCAAGGUUUUCAGAAUUGGGCAUCUUGGACAUCUCAAUGAGUUGCAACUUCUUGGGUGUUUGGCUGGAGUGGAGAUGAUACUCAAGGAUGUUGGCUACCCAGUUGUAUUGGGAAGUGGAGUUGCAGCUGCUUCUACUUAUCUCCAGCACCAGAUCCCUCUCAUUCCUUCCCGGAUCUAAUUCAUAUCCCUAUUUCUCCAUCUUUCUCUCCACCCCCUUUCAAUGUAUAACAAAACUAUUUGUUUUCUCUUUUCUCAGCUUCUUUAUUUACUAAAACAAUAUCUAUUUUAUGUGCAACUAUUCCCAAAAAAAACUUAUCAAACACAAGGUCAGAUUUAUUUUUAUUCA
This is a messenger RNA of Brassica oleracea var. oleracea, 1543 nucleotides long. Its product is annotated as serine--glyoxylate aminotransferase-like. Gene Ontology annotation, molecular function: L-alanine:glyoxylate transaminase activity; L-serine:pyruvate transaminase activity. Lineage: Eukaryota; Viridiplantae; Streptophyta; Magnoliopsida; Brassicales; Brassicaceae. The coding region runs from base 170 to 1375 and encodes 401 amino acids. Gene Ontology annotation, cellular component: peroxisome. The record is from RefSeq and is a predicted model, not a curated record. The transcript is spliced from 5 exons.